This is a messenger RNA of Sycon ciliatum, 4362 nucleotides long. Its product is annotated as phosphatidylinositol 3-kinase regulatory subunit alpha-like. The record is from RefSeq and is a predicted model, not a curated record. NCBI's taxonomy places the organism in Eukaryota, Metazoa, Porifera, Calcarea, Leucosolenida, Sycettidae. Gene Ontology annotation, biological process: signal transduction; regulation of GTPase activity. Gene Ontology annotation, molecular function: GTPase activator activity; protein binding.
UCUAGCUCUUAUACAUAGGCUCUCUGACCUGCCUGCUGAGUGCUGUGUGAACGACGUGGUGGAUGUAAGGUCGGAAACGGGGCUCCAGCGAAGGUCAGCAGGUCGACCACCUGGUCUGCUCCACCACAGCGUCAGCUACACAUUGCUGCGCCAGUGCUGGCGUUGGGGUGAACUAACUUGGGGAUAGGUGACUGUAAACGGCAGCUGGUUGUGAAUGCUCCCAGCUUGGCCAUUCUUACUUUCUUGUUCCUAGCGAUUGCUACAGAUUUGAGCCAAGCCGAAUAGCGGGACAGAAAAGCCUAGAAGCCGGCCGUGGAGAACAAAAUGACGCAAAUUUAGGAGCCAACAGAGCCUUGGCUGGAUCCCUGGCUCGACUACGUACCCAACCUCUCCGACAAACCAUCGCGUGGUCACUUGCUGACUAACAUCCGAGGCAAGUCAGUCCGGCGCAGCACGACCCCAGAAGCUACUCUUGACUUGUGCUCGGAGUCGUAGGCGGUUGCUUGAGCCCCGAAGCGCGGGGACGGCCCGUGUUUGUCGUCCGCGAUCCGUUGGAUAAGCGCCAGGCCGAUCAGGGAUUGUGCUCGUCUGUUGGAGGUUCUCGGUCGGUGUGCACGUGUAGUGUGCAAGAAGCAGGGGACAUGGCGUAUCGUCGCUACACAGCCGAGCACAACUUUGCGAAUCGGAAUGACUCUGAAAUCAGCAUGUCCAAAGGCGACUCACUGGUCGUGCGCCCAUUGGACACCGGUGACUGGCCAAACGAGCAAGACUGGAUGAUUGGUCGUAACGAGACCACGGGCGCGAUGGGCAAGUUUCCUGGGAACUACACGAGCCUUCAGGGCGAGUUCAAGGAUCAACCGCCGCGUCCCGCCAAGGAGCUGCCGAACCUGCCGCCGAAGCCCACGCCACCGCCGCCCGCACAGCCCUUACAGCCGCGUCCGCCCAGGCCGGCGCCCGGGGACCGCUCCGUGUCCGACUCCACGGAGCACGGCAGCGGUGGCGGCAGCGCUCCCCCGCCGGUCGUGCCGCGCAACCAGCAGCGCAUAUCUCGCCCUAGCGACCCGGCACCCGUGCCGUACAGACCGCCGCCGCAGCCGACCAGUCCCGGCGGCCAUCAGCUUGUCAACGUCAACAUCAACAAACCGUGCCAGUGUGUCCACUGUGAAGGAUACAUCUGGUCUAAGCUACCGGACAACCAGCCCAACGCGACGGUCUGCAGACGAUGCGGUGUCAUCGCCCACAGUGAUACCUGCAGCAACGUGUUUCAGGCCGACUGCGCCGGUGCACGCCGGGCAGACUCUGGUCCAGUCAGAGUUGGCAGUCGGUGGCUUGAAGAUGUUCUUGCGGAUGAGCGCAUGUCGCCAAACCUCUGGAAUGUCCAGGAUGUGCUGGUCUGGCUGUUUGCAUGCAACCUGGACCAGUAUGCGCCCAUGUUUGACAGCAAUCUCAUCGAUGGCGCUAAACUGCUUCGACUGGUGGAUGCUGAUCUGCAGGGCUUGGGAGUGCCGACACGCGAUCACCGUGACGCCAUUCUGGAGUGCAUACGAGAGCUGUUCUACCAGCAAUCCACACCGAGUCCAGAGCCGCUGAUGCCAACCAGCGGUGCGAGAAACGUCCCGGACGGUCGCUUCAGGCGAACACACAAGAAAGGGAUUGAUACGCGUGCAAACAAUCAUGACUUCCGCUCGCACUCGUUUUUGCCGCCAAGCUGGUGUGACAAGUGUGGCAAGAUGCUGUGGGGUUUCUGCAAGCAAGGAGUCAAAUGUUCAAAAUGUCAAGCAGCGUGUCAUCGGCACUGCGUGACCAGUGAGCUGCCUAUGUGUGAACCAGGAAUGUUCCGCCGCCGGCCCGCAUCAUCUCUUGCAGUUGGUAUGACGCCACAGUUUGGCAGUGAUCUUGAGCACUUGUUCGAUCCGUCCGAGAAGCCUGCUCCACCCGUCGUGAUGAAGUGCAUUGAGGCAGUGGACGCACGAGGUCUCCAGUCUGAGGGGAUCUACCGCGUGCCCGGGAUAAAGAGCGAGAAACAAUCUCUGAAAGAGGAGCUGAACAGAGAUCCAGAUAAAGUCGAUAUCAACGACAAGCGAUGGGCGGAUAUCAACUGUUGGGCGGGCAACAUCCCCGUCUUCUUCGGCUCGCUGCCGAGGCCGCUCAUUGUGUCCGAAAGCUACAAUUCAUUCUUGGAGGCUCGAGGAGAUGCCAACCAGCUGAUGGAGCUUGUACAGGAUCUUCCCGAUCACAACCGCAUCACACUCUACACGCUGAUGCAGCACUUGCAGAGGAUAUUGGCGCAGAAUGUCAAGAAUCAAGUGUCGCUCAUAGAGACGAUGAUUGCGUCGUGCGACUGGACACUGGAAGAUGACUCUGCCGAUGGUCCAGAGCAGCAGGUGACCACUCUAGCCGACGCCGAGUGGUACUGGGGAAAGAUCAGCAGGGAGGAAGUGACAGAGAAACUGCGCGAUACACCUGACGGGUCGUUCUUAGUCCGCGAUGCAUCAAGAGUUCAAGGCGAAUACACACUCACAUUGAGGAAGAGCGGUGUGAACAAGCUGGUGCGCAUCAUGCAUCGCGGUGGCAAGUAUGGCUUCUCCGAGCCGCUCACUUUCAACACAGUGCCUGAGCUGGUGCAGUUCUAUUCGUACCACUCGCUGGCGCACUACAACCCACGUCUUGACGUGAAGCUCAUGUACGCCGUGAAGAGAUUCGCAGAGAAGGGUGAAGACAAUGAGGCCAACAUUCAGAAUCUUCUCAUCCAGCUGCACCAGGCCAAUACAAAGUAUGAUCACCAGAAUACGGAGUACAACGCCUUCAACGAAUCCUACAAUAUAUCACUAACGACUAUUCAAACAUGCCAGUCAAAGAUGGCUUGCUUCACAAACAUCAGCGACAUGCUGACCGACCAGCUGAAACUCAGCGAGAAGCUUAUCCAGCCGUCGGUCAAGCACAACGAGCGAUCAGAGUUACAGAAGAACAAUGUCCUGAUCAAAACCAGACUGGAGACGAUUCGUCAGAGGAAACAGGAGUUCAGCACGCAGCAUCAAGAGGCUAUGUUAGAGAAUCGACGUCUCGACCGCGUCAUGAACACCCUGUCGCCGGAGAUCAUGUGCUUGCAGCGACGGAGGACACAGCUGAUGAUGUGGCUGGGACAGCAGAAUCUCUCCAGCGAGGAGAUUCACCGACGCCUGGGACAGCUGUCCAAGCAGGGUUCGGUCACAAGAGGCGACGUACACCAGCCGCACGCCGAGGAUACGUCUCACCGGGACAAGUCCAAAGAGUUUGAGGAGCUCUACUACUCCACCGAUGACCUCCGCAAACAAAUGGAGAUGCACAUCGCUGAGACACAGAGCAAGCACCGCAAGUAUGACCAGAGCACAUGGUUUGUUGGCAAACUGUCCAGAGAGGAGUCUUAUCAGCUGCUGAGCAAGGGCAAGCGAGAUGGCACAUUCCUUGUGCGCUCACGUGACCCCAAGCAGGGCGACCGACACACGCACACCAUUGACAUAUUCUACAAAUCCAUGAAACAUAUCAAGAUCUACCAUCAAGAGGACGUUGGCUACGGCUUUUCCGAGCCGUUCCGCUUCCCGACCUUGAUGGACCUUGUCUUGAACUACAGCGAAGAGCAACUGGCUCGGCAUAAUUCUGAGCUGCCCACAACUCUUGCGUAUCCUAUCUAUGGCAAGUAAUAGCCGGCGAAUCCCCUGGCUGGUUGUCAGGAUUUGCUUUUAGUUUUUUUUAUUUAGAUAAAUCUGUAGAUGCUCUCUCUCUCUCUCUCUCUCUCUCUCUCUCUCUCUCUCUCUCUCUCUCUCUCUCUCUCUCUCUCUCUCUCUCUCUCUCUUUUCGUAGUGAGAAAGUGCAAGUGUGCAUGUUGAACACCUUUUUUAAAUUUUGUUGCUAUGGUCUGCAAUGCCACAGUAGCUAGCUCGACUUUUCUUUCUUCUCUUCCUCUCUCUCUCUUUCUCUUGCCACAAUCUAAUGUCGUGUUUGCCAGCCAAUGGUUGAAAAGGACGUAGAGUGCAUCAUGGUGUUCAGUAGAUGCAUCAAAUUUCUCUCUCUUUUUUUUUUAAAGGUAUUUGAAUAUUUACUAUUAUCUUUCUCUUCGGAGAGUGCUGGCUCGCACUGGUUUGCACAAGUUGCACAUAAUUUCAAAUGGAAGUGUAGUUUAAUUUUUUAAGCAGAGUGCAAUGUGCAGACCUGAACAUUGUUUUGAAAAUGCAACGGUAGGACUGAGAAACUUACCUUUAAUGACUCAUCACGUUUUAGUUUUUACUCAUACGUUUUACUCUCAUGACUUUUCGGUUACUUUCGAAGUCUCUCGUUCCUGCAUCAUAAUAUUCUAAAGAAAGCCAGAUGUACUUUCGCUCAUAA